Syngnathoides biaculeatus (alligator pipefish) is the source of this 4377-nucleotide messenger RNA. RefSeq lists its product as uncharacterized. Gene Ontology annotation, biological process: regulation of glycogen biosynthetic process. Lineage: Eukaryota; Metazoa; Chordata; Actinopteri; Syngnathiformes; Syngnathidae. The record is from RefSeq and is a predicted model, not a curated record. Gene Ontology annotation, cellular component: protein phosphatase type 1 complex. The transcript is spliced from 6 exons. Gene Ontology annotation, molecular function: protein phosphatase 1 binding; glycogen binding. The coding region runs from base 165 to 4004 and encodes 1279 amino acids.
CGGACGAGGACUCCGCACUGGAAGUUGAACAAAGGCGCGGCGGACGUGUCCGAAGACAGAUGAGAAAGUCAUCGCGCUGACGUGCGACGCUCACGAUGGGAUUUUCGCAAGGGCCGUGAGCGCCAUGACCAAAUGCUUUGACUCGCCGAGGGAGGGGGGGCGGAAUGAUAUUUCUCCUCCUGAGCUUUGACUACUGUACAUACUUCCAUGUCCCCCUCCCGCCUAUUUUUAGCGUUGGCCCCCGCAACAAUGUCACGCGUAACUCGACGCCAUCUGUUAAGUCAGAGCUCGUUGAAUGUCACUUGACAGGCAGAGGCGUCGCGAUCACCUUCCCAGUCCGGACUCUCCGGCCCGGCGCGAUCAUGGAGUUGGAGGGACAAGCCAGACAGACUCGGGCCUGCCGCCUCCUCGUCCCGGGUCUGGACGUGGAUGAGGAUGAGAGCGAGGUGGUGAUCAGCAUCAGGCCCAAAUCCUCUCCCCUCCCACGGAGAAGAAACUCGGUCUCGGACGAGGAUUCCGAGUCAGAACUGCCUCCUUGUAGUUCCAGGAGGGUGUCCUUUGCGGACGCUAAGGGUCUAAGUUUGGUACAAGUCAAGGAGUUUGAUUUGUGGGACGUGCCCAAGCCGCCGGGAAUGGAGUCCUUGGAAGGAGACGGACUACCUAAAGAGGACUACUCCCUGUCUCCUCUGACUUUCCAAUCGCCGUUGUCUCCGGAGGAUCUGCUGGUUAGGGUCCAGGAGCAGAAAAUAGAGUUGGAGUCCCUGGAGUUGAUCCCAGGAACGACCACGCUGAAAGGUCUGAUCCGCGUCCUCAACAUGUCCUUCCAUAAAGCCGUCUACGUGCGGACCACUUUGGACCGCUGGGCCAGCCACUUUGACCUCCUGACCGAGUACGUCCCCGCUUCCGGCGACGCUCACACGGACCGCUUCUCCUUUAAGCUCACCUUAGUGCCCCCCUUCCAGGAGGACGGAUCCCGCGUUGACUUUUGCCUGCGGUACGAGACCCCCUUGGGAACUUUCUGGGCCAACAACAACAAUAAAAACUACGUGUUGCUCUGCCACCAAAGUAUGAAAGACCAGAAAGAGAACCUCCAGAACCAGAACACGCAGAAGAAAAGCUGCCUGAAGACCGCGAGUCAAAACUUUGCGGAAGAGGCUAACGAAACACCAUCCCAAGGAGCAGAUGUCUUGACAAAUGGAGAAAAAGAUGACAAAGAGCAAGCCACCCCACCUCCUGAUCACUCACAUGAUGGAGACAAUUUGGAGGCCGAGUACAGGCGAAGCUGCAGCCGAAGAAAGGCGGCCCGGAUGGCUCGGGUGAGGGACUACUUUUCUCAGCGAGACGGCGGCAAAGAAGAUGACGGAAGCGACACGCCGCGUUCGGAAGACAGAGAAGAAAUCCCGGUGGGGGAGCGGGCGGGUGGGCAAUCUUUGGCAGAAGAGAAAUGGAAACGUGAAGGCCCUCGUGAUAGUUUUGAAAAAACAUUCAGUGAAACGCCGGCUCAACAAGAUGAGACAUGGGCACGAGUUGAACCGCAGACCCUUGAGGACAUCAGUGUUGGUUCAUUAAUCGGCGGUGAUGCCAGCACAGACAUGUCAGUCGACGAGCCGCCUCCCACUCAACAUUGCAACACGUUUGUCUCAGAAGCUGAAUGCACCAGCGAGAGCAGCAACCGCUUCAAUUUUGAAAUUGUGGUGGCUCCUCUGGACCGUCAGAUCCUUGGCGAGAAUGAGGACUGGACGUGCCCAGAACAGACUUUGGGAGAAAACUGUUCAACGGCCCGUGAAGUUCAAGAAAAUCUAGUCAGGAACAACAAUGAUAUCCCAACUCUGUCAUCUUUUCAGAAUCUGGUUAGCGAAGACCGAGAUCACCAGGCCAGUUUGGAGUAUCCAGACUGGUGCGACACAGGAGAUGUUUUGAUGGACUCAAUAAACACCACACAGAACCAUGAACAACUUCAGGAAAUGGAUUUGCCAUCACAACUCUCAGAUACAAUUCAGAAUCUGGUUAGUGAUGACGUUGAGCAGCGAAUCGGUUUGGAGUGUGGAGGCUGGUCGGGUCCCGAAAAUUCUGUGGCACAAUCGGUGGAAAAUACACAAAACCAUGAACAGACUUCGGAAAAUGUGAUCACCAACUCAAAUGAACAGUGCGUUCAUGCCAGUUUGGAUGUUCUUCACCGUGAAGAACACAUUUCAAAAUCAGAGGGUUCAGAAACCAUUCAGAGUCACACAGACGCUGUUGUUAGCGACAGUGUAGAUGACUCGGCCAGUUUGCAGCAGACAGACUGGCCGGAUACGGAAGAUGCCGUAAUAAAACCAGCAGAGAAUUCGCAAAACCCGAAACGGCUUCAGAAAAUUUUGAUCAAGAACUCAAUGGAAGAGUGCCUCGACAUCAGUUUGGAUGUUCCUCUCCCUGAAGACGGUGCUUGGAAUGAUGCUGGUGUUCCCAUUGAAAGUAAACUCUCAGAUAAAACCGAUACAAAGUUAACAGAGAGGCACACAAAUCGGGAUUUACUAUCAGGGGGCUCACAUCGUCUGAGCCUAGAACCAGACAGCAUUCAGGUGCCAAUAAACAGAUCUGCAGGUUCAACCAAAAAUGAUGUCCCGCAGAGUCAAUCAGAGCCCGUUAGCAAUGCCGUAGAUCACCAGGCAAGUUUGGAUCACGCAGACAAGUCGAAUCGAGAAGAUUGUGUGGCAGAAUCAAGUAUUUCUACUUCAGGAGAUUUGACCCAUCCUGAAGUCUCCAGUUACACAGGCACUGAGAGACCAGAGACGGAAGUUUCUGUCAGAUCGCCUCGGACUUUUCUUGGAACUCAGAAGGAAACCUGUUGCAUUGGCACAGUGCAACGUUUAGGUGAAGAGGACCUGGUGACAAACCUGAUCAUGUGCAAAGAUCACUCACAAGAAGAUCAGGAGCCUUUUAGCAAUGCAGAGAUAGAUGUGGUACGAAACUGGGAGACCAUGGUGGAGGAAGAAGAAGUUAACAUAUCAGGGGAGGAGAUCCAGAACUCUCCAGGAGAAGAGAAACCUGAUGACCUGAUGGAAGAAAUUCAGGAGGUCACAUCUCCAGAGAUGGGAGAGCUUGAAAAUGUCUUUCUGCACCAGACCCAGACAAAGGGGUUAGAAAAAGAACACGUGGAGAGGAUUUCUGAAGACCGUGACGCUGAAAAACACUUUGUGGAGACACAGGAAGUCAAAAUGGGUGUUGAGAUGUGGGAGGACAAGGUCACCGAUAAAGGUAGAGGUGAUGCGGAAUUGAAAGAUCAGGAGCGGGAUGUAGAUCCAGGAAAUAAAGCGGAUGACAUUUCUGUUGAUGAGGCAGAAGGCAAAGACGACGUCAGGUGGUCGGAUUUCGAUCGAAACAAGCUUGAGGAUGCUAGCUUGAGUCAUCUGUGUGAGGGUGAUGAAUCCUUGGGAGAGGCCAGUGAACAGAAUCCAGAUCCUGCAGUUGUCCGUGACGAAGACAAGACUGUGACUCAUGAGGACGCCGACGACAGGCUACGCGUCUUCACCGAGGAACCAGAGAGCGACGACGCCUCGGCAGAGUCCGACUCGGACGACGAGGUGGAGCUUUACAUGCGCUGUCUGCGUGCGGUCCAUACCAAAGACCAGAGCAUCGAGGCGGGUUUCAGCCUGAGCAAAAGAAGGCCCUCCCUGAGCAGGAGCAAACCGCUCCCCUCCCUCAUGCCGCCCAUCAGCGAGUCGGCGGACGAAGAACACGGUGGCUCCGUUCGGGAUGGCCGCGAAGACGCGCGAGCUGACGACGCGGCUCGGUCGCAGCCCAGCGGACCUAAAAACUCCGGCGGAUACGUGGCAAAGUGGAAAGAGACAUGUUCCUGCAGCUGUAUGUCCAAAACAUUGUUGUACGCCACCUUGCUAGCGGUGUUUGUCGUCACGGCCUAUUACUAUGACUUUCUUGCCUGUUUUGGCCUCUACCUGCUUUCUGUGGUGUGGCUCUUGUGCCAAGGAGAGAAACAGCCAAUUAGAGACAACUCGAUAGGUUAAAUUCUAUUUGAAAAAUGUAUCAUUAUCAUUUGAUAAUUCCCAUGUAACAGUCACAACAAGGAAAACACUCCUUUUUACGCUGUACUCUAUGUUCCGGGCCUCAACUAAACGACCGUAUAUCCUCAACAAACUUGAUGCAGCACAUUUCAAUCUCUUCGCUAUCAUCUUUGCUGUUUUUCCCGAUCUUGUGACUUCUCUUCAACACAUGCUGUGGGCUUUAAAUAUAAAAAUGAAGUUGUACACAACAUAUUACCCAUAACUACGAGGAAAUAUGAUACUUUAAGCCAACUGUCUUCUGUACACUUUCUCGCACCUGCUGACUUGUUUUCUGGUCACUGUCACAAGCCUUUUAUAAAAUGGAAAUGACUCAAAA